Molecule: messenger RNA, 1032 nt
Organism: Vicia villosa (hairy vetch)
Lineage: Eukaryota; Viridiplantae; Streptophyta; Magnoliopsida; Fabales; Fabaceae
Exons: 2
Coding region: 1-1032 (343 amino acids)
Source: RefSeq, a predicted model, not a curated record
AUGGAAGGUUUAACGGCGCUUGUGAAGAAAUCGGCGGCUACGGGGGAUUUUCAUCCAUUUAUAUUUGGGGAAGAGGAGAAUAUGGAUAUCUUACAAUUCGCGGAUGACACCAUUAUUAUUGGAGAGCCGUCUAGUGACAACCUUUGGAGUUUGAAAGUAGUGCUAAGAGGUUUCGAGUUGGUUUCGAUGUUGAAAAUCAAUUUCUCAAAAAGCAAUGUUUAUGGGGUGAAUGUUGGUGAUUGGUUCUUGAACUCGGUUACUCACUUUCUUGGUUGCAAAAGGGGUGCGGUUCCUUUUUCUUUCCUUGGUAUAAGUGUGGGUGAGAAUCAUAGUAGAAGGAGAGUUUGGUCGAGAGUUAUAAAUAAAAUCAAGAUUAGACUUUCGUCUUGGAAAGGGAAAUUCAUCUCCAUUGGUGGUAGAGUGACGCUCAUUAAUGCGGUCCUCAACGCAAUUCCCACUUUCUUACUAUCCUUCUACAAAGCUCCGGAUAAAGGUGGUUUGGGAAUUAGAUAUGUUGGUGAAAUUAACAAGGCACUUCUACUUAAAUGGAAAUGGAGAAUUCUAACGGAAGAUAAUACCAUAUGGAGUAGAUUUUUGGAGGUGAGAUAUGUUGAGCCGAAGUUGAAGGUGCAAGGUUAUAUUGAAGAAGGAAAUAAAUCCAAAGAUUCAAAGUGGUGGAGGGAUGUUUUAGCUAAUGAUAUCAAGACGGAGUUUGGCGAUGACGGUUUCACGAGUAACAUUCGAUGUACUGUGGGAAAAGGAAAGAAGAUUCUGUUUUGGUCUAGCUUGUGGUGGGGGGACCAAACAUUUCAAGCCUUAUUUCUGGAUCUGUUCAAUGCUUCAAACAAUAUAUUUGCCACUGUUUUUGAUGCUGUUAGCAGGUCUGCGGGAGGUGCUGUUUGGAGUCCGAAAGUGAUCUUGGGCUUGGAGGAAACAGUUAUUUGUCGCCUCCAGUGUUCCGCUCAGAACUCAGUGGCAGCGGCUAGUUAUGCUGCUGGCUGCGGUUCGAAUCAGCAGCUGCGAGGAGGAUAG